Messenger RNA from Pseudopodoces humilis (Tibetan ground-tit), 2142 nucleotides. It is a transcript of the gene GP1BB, whose product is annotated as glycoprotein Ib platelet subunit beta. The record is from RefSeq and is a predicted model, not a curated record. Lineage: Eukaryota; Metazoa; Chordata; Aves; Passeriformes; Paridae.
GCAAACCAAAGGUCACAGUGCUCAGGGAGUAUGGUACAAACCAGUAACAUCACCUUCCAGUCUGAAGUGCAUUUUGAGUUAUUAUGCCAUUGAGAUGAGUAACAUUUCUGUUGGGCUAAACCUGUUGGCCCAGAAUCACAGUUAUCAGUACUGGCAGCAUAUCUCCCACCAAAUGUGUUCUUGUGAGCAAUGUCAGUUCCCAUUUCUUGGAAGACUUAAUGAAGCCUCAGCUUCCGGUGACAUGCAGCAGACUUGCAGGAAGGCCUCAUGUGGGCGGUGUCCCUGGGAUGAGCCUGACCCUUAUCUUGCCAGCCAGCUGCAAGGGGAUUAUCCGGGAACACAGCUAUGCACACACUCUUGCACUGGCUGGACUGCCUCAAGCCCUUUCUCUUGUGUUGUAAAGCCAGCAAGAAAACAAGGAUUGAACUGCUCUGGGUUGGAAGACCAUGAAAAUUCCUUCUCCUAUAGUGAGAGACCAAGAAUUUGCUCUCUUUUAACUCUGUUCUUUUCAGAGCUCUCACGUCUCUGGUAGAGGACACCAAAUUCACCCAACUUUAGAAACAUCUUCAGAACAAAACAACAAACGACCUUGUCUGUGGUGUCAGUCCUGGAUUGCGUGGUGUUUGGUCUCUGCCUCAUCCAGUCUCACCAGGGAAGUGUUUGUAGAUGAAAAUGAACGGUGGAAUACUCUUGUCCCUUCUCGGCUUCCUCCCACUUGUGACACCCAUAUGUCCUGCUCCAUGCAAGUGCACCACCAACAUUACUGACUGCUCAUUGAAAAACCUGACUGUAGAAAAUCUGCCCAUUGCUUUCCGUCCUUCAGCUGAAAUCAUCCACCUCGGUUCCAACAGGCUCACCUCUAUUCCCAAUGGGCUCUUUGACAACCUGGGGAGCCUCCAGGUGGUCUACCUGCAGGGCAACCCUUGGGAAUGCACCUGUGACAUCCUCUACUUGCGCUCCUGGCUCCAGUGGCAGCAGAACCGGAGCCAGUACAGGGAUGUGAGGUGCAGCUCCCCGGAGCACCUGCAGGGCCGGAUCAUCGCCUACCUGACAGAAGAUGAGAUCAUCUCCACAUGCCAGCACUGGUACUGCAGCCUGGCUCUCCUCUCUCAGAUCUCUCUCUUCAUCCUCCUUUUUCUCCAGGGUAUCUUGGUUAUCUUCAUCAUUGUCUACCUGCAGAAAUUUCGGAGAAUGACCGCUGAAGCCCGGAGCACCACCCGAGAGCUAGACCAGUGGGUAGACCCUUGGGCAUCUUCUUCAGUAAACCCCUCCAACAAUGAUUAACAUCACAAGACAGUGGACCCUCCUCCCUUUGGAGGACACCGUGUCAAAGUCCUGUAGUUUGUGGUACCCAGAGGGGACAAUUCAGUACAGCAUCUAAUCCUGACUGCAGUCUGAAGCAGGAUUUGAACUGAUCAGACACUUGCUGUGUUCCUAAAGAAUCAAUCUUCUGUUUUUUCAAUGCUUUUAAUUCUUCAGCAUGAUCUUGACUGCUUGUCUGAGCUGGAAGUGGUUUGAUAUACUAAGGAAGUCAUAAACUACAGCAACCAGAACUGACUCAAAUAGCACAUAAGCUCAUACGGGCUCCUGUGCUUGAUCCCUCCCCUCCUACUGUAUUCCAGCCAUAUUUCCCAGGAUGCUUCUGGUUGUGCUGGGUCAAGUGAGGACAGAGGUGGGCAGUGAACUGUUUGAGUACUGAGCUAGGACAAUACACUGAGCUAGGAGAAAUAGAGUUUCCUUCUAUUGCCACAGACAGCAUUAAGAGCUUUCGACUAGAGAUUUAGUCUUCUCCUGCCUUGGUUUCCCAAGUAAAAGGGAAAGGAAAUACCUUCUUGCUUGAUGCAUCUUUUCCGGUGUUCUUCUGGGGAGGGAGGGCAUGUCUAGAAGCCCACUCAUUUUACCUUAUCUGAAUUCCUUUUAAUCUACUUGAGUUUUAAUACUGACUUAAGUGAGUGAGACUGGGGCCCUGAAUCUUUACAAGAAAUUCAUCCUGAAGACGAGAAUUGUUUGACUGUGCCUGUAUGGCACCUGGCAUGAGAGAUCUGGUCUUGAGAGACUCAAACUGCAAACUCCACUGAUGUGCCUACUGCUGUUUAUAGUGUCCCUUAAUUGUUUUUGAAAUAAAGCAAAAUCGAAAUAAAA